ACGUUUGAAUGUAGAAGACACGCUAUUCCUAGCCGGGUUAUGUCUCAUCUAACACUCGUUGACACAUUUCAUAGCAUUUUUCACAUAACCAAUCCAUAACCACGGACUACAGUCGCGGAUAUUGUCAGAAAGCCCGAGCAAGUCUAUGCGUAUCGUCUUCGAUGAAGAGCGUCGCUGUUCUCACUGUUGUCACAAGCGCCGUUGGGGCGAGAGGCGGGAUGCGGGAGCAGAUGCACGGACGCACGCUGUAGUGGAAUACUGUCCUGAAGAACUGCGAAGCUGUAGAUAUGGAUCUGGACAAAGUGAAAAAGAAAACUCAAUUAGGAGACGGAACAUUAAGAAUAGAUCACAGUGACGUUUACUUCGAAAACGACCGUCUCUCGGAGGAGCAGGGUAUAUUCAAUGAUAUUCUGUUGAAAUACAAACACCGCCAAUACAUUAACCGUGACGUUGAGAUUAAAGAACUGCGGAGAACGCUGGGCGGGUUUGAGGCUAUGAAGAAGUCCGCACAUCACGCAAAUUCCGAGGCGCGGCCGAAGACCACUCCGGUCUAUAUGAAACGCCCGCAGCGGCCUGUGAGUACGGCCUCGCAAGCGAGAGUUGUGAAGCUCAACGUCCGUAUUCCUGACGAUUCCGACUCUGACAGUAGCAGUUACAGUAGCAGCGACGAUUCUUCUGUAAGCAGAGAGGUGGUCACUAAGGCUAAAGCUCAUAUACAACCAAAAGUUAUUUCAAAAGCGGGUCUCAUUACAGCACAGCUUGAGAACCGGAAGUUCCCGUCUUCGUGGUAUACAGAUGUUCUACUUCCGUCCGACGCUGUGGUCAAGAAAAGGACACCCACGCCAGCUUCCGGUCUGGGUAGAAGCAGGUCUGCUUGUCACAGACCCAGAACGAGGCAGAAACCUACUUUUUCCAACGCAGACGGCAAAGAGUCAAAUGAACCAGCAGACGAUAAACCAAGUCUCGUCUGCUCUCGCUCCAAGUCGGCUGUUCUUUCCCGCCGGAAGCUGAUUCAGAUGACGAAUUUGGAUCACAUGCCUGACUCGGAAGAGAAAACUGAACCCGUUGUGGCUUUACGUGAGAUGAACAGAAUUCAGAAUGAAAGACUCCAAGUUCGUGUGAGAAUGUUUUUGGAUUCUCUCGACGAACUCAAGAAAAGACAAGCAGCUGCUCGCCAUUCUAGAAGAAUCAGCAACAUCUAUGGCAGUGGUGGGUUUUAUGACGACCAAGAACCAAUGUGGAGAUAGUGUAUGAUCAGUGUGCCUCGUGUGUUAUAAAUACUUGUCAAUGUUGUCAACGAAUUGUAUAAUACCUUUGCUCUUUCAUGCAUUAUUAGGGGCGGUCGGGUAGCCUAGUGGUUAAAGCGUUCGAUCGUCACGCCGAAGACCCGGGUACGAUUCCCGACAUGGGUACAAUGUGUGAAGCCAAUUUCUGGUGUCCCCGCCGUGAUAUUGCUGGAAUAUUGCUAAAAGCGGCGUAAAACCAUACUCGCUCACUCAUGAAUUAUUUCUUAAUCCAGACUUUUUUAAACAUUUCCGCUGAUUCUGAAAGCUGAAAUGUGAAAAACAUAAAUAAUUAUAAUUUUUUUCAAAUUUUAUAACUAAAACCUUAAUUUUUAAAAACUCCUGCCACCACUUAUUUUACAAAAUUAAAAAUUUCCAACCAACUUAACAUUUGGAAAAACAUUUGAAAUUGGAUUUGUUAUUUUUUUUAGCUUUUCGAGCUACCGACCUGAAGUUAAUAAAUAUUUCGUUAACAAACGAAAGAAAAAAAUCCGGCCUUAGCGGGUUGAUGUUGCUUAUGUCUCAGUCAGCAAUAUUCCAGCUGGAUCACUGCGGUCUGUAUUCCGGAUAACUAGCGGCUGUGUCAUGAUCAACGUCUCACUCCUCAAUGUCAGACAGCCACAGGACUUGACCACCCGAUCCCCAGUGCAGUCGGCUCUCACGACAAGCAGUUACAAGGGCCGCCUCUGACCCGGAAGUCCCCCAGUGACCUGCAUGGAUUAGGAGUGGUCGGGGACCUUCUGAUUAAAGUG
Haliotis rufescens (red abalone) is the source of this 2035-nucleotide messenger RNA. RefSeq lists its product as uncharacterized. The coding region runs from base 288 to 1247 and encodes 319 amino acids. The record is from RefSeq and is a predicted model, not a curated record. NCBI's taxonomy places the organism in Eukaryota, Metazoa, Mollusca, Gastropoda, Lepetellida, Haliotidae. The transcript is spliced from 2 exons.